UCAGGCUGUAGGGGCGACACAUCCUAACACAAACUCCCACUCCUGAAAGUAUGGGGAAUAGGGGGGUGGCAGCACACUGGAAGACCAAGUCCUGGACUUUCUCCAGCUACCGGCGCUGAUGCCUCCUCCCCGCCCUGGCCCACCCUCUGUGCCAGCUCUGCAGACUGUUUGGAAUAGUUGAAAUGCUUUGACACUGUGGACUGGAUGGCAGAGGAGGCAGCGUCCAUGCAGCAGUAGCUGCUGUGCCACCUCCAGCACACAGUACAGCAAUCCUGCCAUCUUUGUGUGCAUUGCAGUGACUCAUCACAAGUCUGUCUUGUACCAACACUGAGAGCAUUAUUCUGGCAGCGAUCUUCCUCAGCCCAGAACUGGCAUUUACUCCCGCUCUCUAAUGAAAGGAGUCUAUUCACUGCGGGGAGCGGGCUGAAUGGUAAUCUGCAUCCGGCCCAUUCAUUCACAUGCUAUGCACCGCUCUGGACGGCUCUCCUUUUCUUCUGGGCUUUUUUCUUUUUGACUUGCUAAAACCUUGAGAUAGAAAAACAGAGGUUCUCCUGACGCUGAUCUGUAUUCUGUCUCUCUCUCUCCCCCCGCCCGCGGCGCUUUAUUUGACUUAGCCAGGAAAAGGGGCUGAAAGUGGGACGCGGAAGGACCGUCUCUUCCCCUCCGGUGGCGUCUGGAUACUUGGGACCCGUUCGGGAUUUUUUAAGAUGUGACCCCUCCCAGAGACGACUUUAUUGAAUGCCUAAAGAACCUGUAGCAAGCGCCCAGCCAUGUCACAGAUGUUACACAUCGAGAUCCCCAACUUUGGGAACACCGUCCUGGGCUGCCUGAAUGAGCAACGGCUGAUGGGACUUUACUGCGAUGUCUCCAUAGUGGUGAAGGGGCAGUCGUUCAAGGCGCACCGCGCGGUGCUGGCGGCCAGCAGCCUGUACUUUAGAGACUUGUUCAGCGGGAACAGUAAGAGCGCGUUUGAGCUGCCGGCCACGGUCCCCCCGGCGUGCUUCCAGCAAAUCCUUUCAUUUUGCUACACUGGAAAGCUGACCAUGGCGGCCAGCGAGCAGCUGGUGGUGAUGUACACGGCCGGCUUCCUGCAGAUCCAGCACAUUGUGGAGCGAGGGACAGACUUGAUGUUCAAGGUGAGCUCGCCCCACUGUGACUCUCAGACUACUAUGAUCGAAGAGACGGGUUCGGAGCCACAGAGCCCCUGCAACCAGGCGCCGGCCGCCGCGGCGCCCUACGUCAUGUCCCCUUCUAUGCCCAUCCCGCUGUUGACCCGAGUGAAGAACGAAAGUCUGGAAGUUCAGCCCAUCGCUGUGCCCAAUUUGCCAGGCAAGAGGGCGAUGGAGGCGCAGAACAGAGACAAUGCCGGUGGGGCCGCUUCUGUCGCUGCAGCACCAAAACACCCCCGAGUCUCUUACUACGGCAUGUCUAGCCUAGCUGCGCUGUUCCCCAGCGUACAACAAGUGCCGUAUUCCCAAGGGGAGCGCACAAGCCCCGGCGCCAGCAGUAUACCAACCACUGACAGCCCCACGUCCUACCACAAUGAGGAAGACGAGGAGGAUGAUGAGGCCUAUGACACCAUGGUGGAGGACCACUACGGCCAGAUGUACAUCAAAUCCACCGGCGGCUACACAGUGGGGCAGGAGAAAGCAGAUCAGAUGCAGAACUCACUGGAGAGCCGAUCCUGUGUCCUGAUCCGGCGGGACCUGGUGGCUCUCCCCGCCAGCCUCAUCAGUCAGAUUGGGUACCGCUGCCACCCCAAGCUAUACUCGGAGGGAGACCCCGGGGAGAAGCUGGAACUGGUUGCAGGGUCUGGCGUCUACAUCACCCGUGGGCAGCUCAUGAACUGUCACCUCUGCGCAGGAGUGAAACACAAGGUCCUGCUCAGACGACUGCUUGCCACCUUCUUUGAUCGGAAUACCCUCGCUAAUAGCUGCGGGACAGGGAUCCGCUCGUCCACCAGUGACCCCAGCCGGAAGCCCCUGGACAGUCGGGUUCUGAAUGCUGUUAAAUUGUACUGUCAGAAUUUUGCACCAAAUUUUAAGGAGAGCGAGAUGAAUGUCAUAGCCGCAGACAUGUGCACCAACGCCCGCCGAGUGCGCAAGCGCUGGCUCCCUAAAAUAAAAUCCAUGUUGCCCGAGGGUGUGGAGAUGUACCGCUCCGUCAUGGGCGCCACUGCGGCCGGGGUCCCACUAGAAUCCGAUUUCCAGCCGAGCCCGGCCCAGGCGUUUGAGCAGAGAAUCUAUGCAGAGCGCAGAAGUGACCCCGGAGCCAUAGUCUCCCUGAGAACUAACACAGCAAACAUUGACCUUACCAACAGCUCCAACCCUCCAUUCGAACAGAGCCAGGAGGCAGAAGGAGCCACGGGCUCCGUCAUCCAGGAGGUAGGUGGCACUGAUUCAUUGGCAGCGGAUAACCAGGGCACCACUCCACCACCUUUUGAACAAAACACUGGCUCCACGAGCAGGCCAGAGACCCCGGCCAGAAGGCAAGACGCUGCUUACAACGGAACAUUAUAAAGUACAAAGAGCGCGAGAGAUGACCAAGUGUCCGGACGGUGACCGAUAAGGGAUGCGUAAUAUUAGCACUGUUUGCAUGCAUUACUAAUAUGAAACAAAUGUGAUCAGCCACUUACCUUCAGAACUGCUACUUUUGCCUGACUAAAAUGUGAUUUUUAUUUCUGCUUGUAUUAAAAAAACAAAAACAAACAAAAAACCCACAAAAACAAAACCAAACAACAACAAAAAAAAGAAGGAAAAAUAACUGCAUCCGUUCUACCAAAACCAACAACAAAAUGGCCUCCUUUACAACAUAACAGAAAUAACCGCAAUGACAUGAACGCAUCCAUUGGUUUUUCUCUUGAAACCCAUUUGGGAAAUAUGUAUAAUUUACGAGCACGUUUAAAAGAAAAACAAAAACUCUAUAGUCGGCACCGAUCAUUCAUCGUUCAUGGGUAAGACAGACGUCACUGUCACUCAGUCAUCCACAGUAGAGGACCUGAAGACUACGGGAAGCUGCGAGGCGUUCGUUACCAAACCACGGUGGUUUUAUACAGCACUGUGCACUAACGAGGAUAGAAUGGGUACUCCCCACUCAUUAGGUUAUUUCGUAAUUAUUUUUUUCCUUGCAUUUAGACUAUUGUCGCAGUUCAUGGGAAGCAGGGAAGCGAUGGGGCUUCUUUAUCUGUAGGCCAGAGAUGAGAGCGUAAGAAGUAUUGGGUUCAGUAUCAACAGAUUAUAUCGGCAACACAGUGUUUACUCACUUUGGGUGUGACCAAAAAAUUAUGGCCGAGCUGGCACACCUACCAAACUUUGGCCACAAAUGUCGCCCAAGUAUACAUAACCUUAGUUUCAAAAUAACCAGCAUAAAGAUCCAGCGUGUUGUGUGAGGCACCAGUCUGGUUACUCCGCCAUGGGUCUUUUAGAUCCGCCCUGUUGGUGAUGCCCAGCUGGCUUUAUGAAGAAUUAUGUCCACGUGCAAGUGUCAGAUCUUCCACAGCUGUAAAACUAAACGAAAUAUCUGUAACACCUGCAGUAUUACCAGUGUUCUUUAAAACUAUAAUAAUAAUAGUCCAGUCCUGUUGGAAGGUGCGAGUUACUGGUGGAGUCUUCUAACAAUGGCCACUGCGUGGUGAGUAAUAUUUUAUGGAGAAAUAGUUUUAUCAGCUGGCUUCAGUCUGAGACUGUGAGCCGAAUCCCAGACCUUAUCAUGGGUCCAGUACUCCAAGCAUCUGAGAUGUGAGGAGUAUGUGGGUCUAGAUUGGGAAUUGAGGUGGCUCUGAGAUACUUGUAAAUCAGGGCCGAGAAGAUGGCCUUAGUUUUGGACAUGUAAGAUGUUAGCUGUAGGCUUAGAACUGAGAUUCUGUAUUUUUGGCUUGGUGUCUAAAUUAAGGUUGGAGACCUUAAAACCCUUUAUCGAUAUUGUUGCCAAAUGGCUAAUCUUACAAAACAUGCAAUGCUGUGGGGGUGACUGGUAAAGGGUUAAACCAAAAAUAUUGUCUUUCUUUGAGGUUCUAGGCCUCACUACCUAGACUCUGGAUGACCAUCUCUGGCUAGAGGAGCGCUAACAGUUCAUGUUUUCCAGACCACCUAGCUGGUGCACAAGUGUAGUCAUUACGUAGAUGUGCUGCAUUCAUUCCUGACACAUUCUACAGAUCCACAGAUGGCCUGGAAAACAUGACCUGCUAGGGGUCCUUGAGGACCGGUCUGGCCAUCCUGAUUCAGAGGUACAUGUACAGUGGUCACAAAUUCCAACCUCUUUGUGAAUUCAGAAAUCCGGAUUACCUCCUGUAUACAGACAGCGGCAUCUAUGCAACGCGACCGCCCCUGUCAUCACUCUUAGCGCACAUAUGCAGCAGCCCUAGCCUUAGUGACUACAGCGGAUGGAUCCGUGCAUACAGCGGCCGCUGAGUAUUCCACAAUUCUGGCAGCAUGUCCACGGACUAUUUAUACUACAUAUGUCGCCCAGUAACUCCCACUCAGCCUGAAGUGGAGAUAUGCCUGAGAUCCGUAUCACCAUCUCGCCCGCAGUUACACUAAGCAGCGCGAUUCGUGCACAGACGGAAUUGCAUGCAACUCUGAAUCAGGUCAGGGGCUCUAAAGCUUGGCUUGGCUGUAGGUCGUAGGAUUCAGUGUGUGUUCGAGUUUCUAGGUCUCCGUUUAGACUUUGGGAGUUGUUGGGAUAGCGCAGGCACCGAGGCCGCGGAGCUCAGUAAACGCUUAUUUUCAAUGCAAAAUACAGACUUUAAAAAAAAAAAAAGAUGCUCACUUGAAGUGUGAAAUACUGAAUUGGGCGCAACCCACGCGUUUCACCAUUUUAAAAUUUGUUAAAUAAUGGAUUCAUGCUGUUAUCCAUACCAACAGGUACUAGCUUUCAUAGCACUAGACAGAUGAACGCUAACAUCGGAUUAGUUGCUAUGGGUUACGGCACAGCGCCUUUUCAUUUCCACGACUAUUUGUUCGUUUUUACGCCAUGUGUAUACAAAUGUAAAGUCUCAUUUUUAGAGACUGAGACAGACAGACUGUGGGCAAGGGACAGAUGUAAUAUAGAGGAGUUAUUCCUUCUUAUCCCCAGUACAAUAUAUUACAUUUGUCAUGUGAAAUCAGUUCAUUGAUUUUACAUCAGUCUUAAUUUAGCUUUUUAGAGAGAAUACCCCUCAUGUAUUUUUGGAUCUCUCCCAAGCUUUUGCAAGUUAAUGGAGUCUGGGUUUGAUGCAUGCUUUUCCCAGAAUCCUCUGGGGCCCGUCGGAUGAGGUGGCGUCAGGUCAUGUUUACAGGCUCUUCUCUCUGAGACAUGCCUUGCUUUGUUUUCGUUCGGAUUCAGAUUACUGUCAAGCACUUUAUUCUGAGAAAUGGCUUUUAUAGAAAUGAGCUAAAAGGCGCAGAGCGUCUGCAAAGCAGACUAGGUGCUGUGCGUGUAGGCGGGUCUUUGUGUAGAUAGAUGCCGCGGGGAGAUUACUGUAAGAUAGGUGAGGAAGUCCUGGAAUCAGUCUUCAGUUAUGCAUUCCAUCUUAGAAUACAUUGUCAGAAAGUGGCGUAGUCGGCAGGAGGAGCGGGUGUAAUUUUGUGCGUACACGCAGAGAGACAGAGAUCAGAUGAUGUUACAAGACGUUAUGAAGAACCACCCAAAGAUCAUAUUAAAUUGAACAUUCAUUAGGGACCAUAAAGCAAAUGUUUCUCAGUGACCGCGGUCACCUCAGCCACGCUGGCUGUGAGCUAAGCAUCAGGUAGACAUAGGUUGUCCACGCUAUGCCGCAGACAUGUUUUUGGCAUAUGAGCGCUAAGCUAAUAUUUAGGUAUGUGACGCUCGCUGUACGAGCAGAUUCGUUUGGUACCUUAAGUAAUGGAACUGACAUUUUGUCGAGAACUUACUCGCUGUUGGGUAAUUACUAUGAUUUGGGAGCUUCAAAUGGAACAUCUGAUACCUUGAAGUAAAACAUUUGCCCCCCGCAGCUGCCAUUUUGUUGCAUCCAUUUAAUUGAAUCCAUUUAAUUCUUACGUUAUCUCCCUGUGUAAUACUUGGUGUGCAGAGUGAGAAGACAGAUUGCAUACUGUUAGUAAUUGAUCUUUUAUAGUGUUUAUAAAGUUUGGGGUUGCCGUCCCUACACUCUCCGUGUGGUCGGGACUGGACUAACAGAUAAUGCACUCAUUACAUGACAUGGAUGAAUAACAUUAUCACCGAUAUUGAGCUCUCUCAGCACACUGUUUAACGUGGAUUACUGUUUAUUGACUCAGUGGAUCUCUGAUCUACUCAACCCCAGUUAGGAUGUUGCACAAAUUAGAAAGGACCAAAAUCUGCCAUCCAGCGGAGUUGUAGACAAGCUGUCAGAUUGCAAAAAAAAGUCUCUUGAUGAUCGUGGGGUGAAACGCGUUGGUGCUUGCUGGUUGUUGAUCAAGGGGUGAAACGCGUUGGUGGUUUGCUGGUUGUUGAUCAUGAGGUGAAACGCGUUGGUUUUUGCGGGUUGUUGAUCAUGUGGUGAAACGCGUUGUUUGUAUUUUGCUGGUAUCAAAUAUCGGAUCUCAUACUGACACCAUUUGUAAGGUUUGAUUAAUCAGCUACGUUAUUACAGGUACUUCUAUCAGCAUGAGAUUAUUUUAGGCACAAAUUACCAGAUCUUAGUAUAGGUAUAAGCAAAAAAAAACAAGGUACCUUCUUUGCACAGUGUACCUUGGGAGUGGUACCUGCAGUGCAGGUAUUAGUGUAUUUGAAGAUCAAUAAGGUUAAACCAAAGUGGUAUUAAUCUGCAGUAUCUAAAGAAUAAGAAAGCACUUAUUAUAUUAGGAGUGAAACGCGCGUGUGUGUAUUUUAGUUAAUCGUAAUCUGUGAAUUAAUGGGAAUUCCAUGGAAUGGCCUUGAAUGUAAAUAUAUGAGUUUUAUGGAUGUUCUUUAAACCCCCAUUUCAUUAUUAAAAUAAAAUAGGCUGGGCUAAUAUAGAAUAUACUCACUUAUUGCACAGACGCUAUGAAAAUUGAAAAGAGAGAGAGAGCGCCAGCAGAAUUUGAUUUGGGACUGAAUAGAAAGGCACCUUGCACAAUGAGAGAUAAAGUAUAUAUAUUUUUUAUUUAGCUCAUUUCUUCCUGUAUAUAUUUUUGGUUUAGGAAAGCAGGAUAUGUAGGAAAAACAGUGUAAACUAGAAAAAUGUGAAUGGUAUAGGACUUGCGAUCGUACGAUGACGUGCGUAAGUAAAUUGCACUAACGUUUUCUGUGUGUCAAGGAUUAAUGAUGUUUGGUAAAAUGCGUGGGUAAUAUUUCUUAAAAAGAUUUUACAAAACAAAAAGCGGGAAGGGAAUGUAUGGAGGAUCCUCAAUGUACGGGCUCCGAGUGCCUUACAGGUUAUUCUGUUGCUAAUAAUAUGUGAAACAUUAUUGGAUUCCUCUAUGUCUGCGGGUGGAAGUUCAAGUUAUUCUUCCUAAAGGGAUUAAAUAAACAUUACUCCAUCCCUCUUGUUUACAACAGUUUAUUUGCUCAGCCACGUGUGGGCUAUCUAGUGUCCGGGUAGCCUGCCUAAGUCUGCUGUCAUUCAAUGCACGUUUCUUAUGUUAGUAAUAGAACAAUAUAUGCAUGAUAUAAAUCACCUUUUCAAACAUUUGCAUCCAAAAGGGUUUAAUUAUUGGCUUGUGCAUUCCAGCUAAAUACUUCUCUUUAUCGUGAUGGUUGAGUUUUUGUUUUUAUUAAGCAAUAUAUUCAUAUUAUCAGGCCAAUGUUUUAAAUGUCCCUUGGAUAUGACACAGAUCUGCUCUCUACAUCAGCUGCAAAUGUAGCCAUCUCUGCCUGGUGAUGUAAAAAUCUGGCUAUAAAGCACAGAAGUGUGCUAGAAAGAAAACAGCAAUGUACUUAGAGGGCGUGCGCCAGCCAGUGAGGCGCAGUUAUCCUAUACCGCAUACAGUCAUAGGAUGCUCGUCCCCCUCUGAUGCUUUGGGUGGUGGAUGAAUGACACCCUGAGAAUCACUUUCUGCCUCGGCCCCCUCUGUAGUCUGGAUUCUGCACGCAUGUAAUUACACUGUACUUUUUUGUUUUACGGUUAAGCUGCAUUAUUAAAGGGCACAGUGACCUCCGGUCUCACUCCACCGUGUUUCAUUGUCCUGCAAUUACUUUUGUAUCAGAAAAUUUAUGUUAAUGCCGUGAAUGGUUUAGAGAAUUGAUAUAUGAUAAGCCCUGAGGAUCAGGCAGAGGGAUGGGCUUUGCAGCAAGAUCCGCAUUGUUCUUUGCAGCAUGGAAAUGACACCGAGCCAAGAGGCGGAAUGUCAGCUCCCGUGCCCGCUGCACGGGCUGCAAUAUCUCACAAUGAUGCCUCAAAUUAAAUAUGUUGUUUAAAUUGUAUAUCUUUCUUGGGAUACACUUAUAUAGGAAUUAUGUGUGGUUGGUUUUUGUUAUGAGGGGGGGUUUGGUUGUAACCUGCAGGUGGCGCUGUUGAUACUGUUGUCUACGAGGAGCUUUAGUCGGUGACUAAAAGCACUCUACCGAUAGCAGUGUUCUAUAGAGGAAGUACAGAAUAACGCACUGGAUGCUGUAUAAUUAGAAGGAAGCAUGUCUUUUACAUGAUAUUCAUUCUAAAUGUCAGUUAUAUUACAUAUGACACAACUUCUGUCUUGAUAAACCUCCCCCCUCAGUGCGAGAGAUGAGACCGUCGCUGACGGACUCCGGAUCCCUGUACACAGCCAGAGGGAGGCCAUGACAGUUGGAGUUGUAUGACCACAAACCAGAAGUAAAAAGGGAUGAACACCCUGAGGCAUUGGAUCCCGUCCAUUUCCCACGUGGGCCUGGAAAUGUGAAAGGGCCUAGUAUGAGAUGCGGUGGAGGUGUGGCCAGUGCUGAGUGGGUGUGGCCAGUGCAGAGUGGGUGUGUCCACCCCUGCACUAUGAGCCCCACUUAUGAUUUAUGGCUGACUGUCCGGUCAUGAUGAUGGGCCUAUUUUUAUGUGGUAGUCUGGAGUCCGCCUCGUUGUCCUGAAAAAGGGUCUGGAUGAGGGGGUGAACGAGGGCCCAGAGGGAAUUGGGGGGGAGUGGUGGUGACACAGUAUCCUCACCUGCGGCCCCGUAGCAGCUGCUCCACCUGCUCUCCUCAGUUCCGCCACUGUCCCCACACUGAUGCUUUGGCUGUGUCUAGACAUAUUCUCUGCCUGACGCAGUUUACCCUCUAAUUACUACUGACUAAACUUAUUAAUAAAGAUACAGGUUUUUGCAGACGUUGCGGUUGGCGGCCGUGCGUGCGCGUGUUUAUGACUGUGAGAUGGAAAUGAUACAAAAAAAAAAUGUCAACGGAAAAUAAAUAAUUUCAUCGAUAAUCCCUUUUUCCCAGCAACGAAUACUGAAUGAAGUUUCCUAUUCUGUCCUUUUCAGCAACGUCUGGUCAUCAUCAGACAGGGUUGUUUGUUUCCGUUGCCCUUGGAUACAGCUGCAGCUAAAGCAAAGGACACAGUAAAACGGUGUCUUAUCCAAGGGCAAUGGAAAUAGAGAAUUAUGGCUCAUGAUAUAAUGGCACUGCUGAAAAGCACAAAAGCAAACCAGAAAGAGAGAAAUCAGCAUCCAGUACAUUUGGUGAAGGCUGUAAGAGGGCAUGCAGAAGCCAAUAAUUAAAAGUCCGCCGAGCCCCCUUACCCUUGGGCUCCUGCGGGUUCCCCUCCCUCUGCCAUAAUCCACUCAUUGGAGAACUUGUUACUAUGUUAAUCAAUCUCUUCCACACAAAACAUGUUGCACACGAUGGGUGAUUCAGUGUUCGCAAUAACGCCGCGUCCUGCAAUACUAUAUUUAGCAGAUAAAAUGGAGUAAAGACGUAUAAAUAUUUUUGACUUGAACACUUGGAUGGCAUUUGCGUACAAUAAACCAUUAAUCCCCUGGACGGAAUGUUUAGGAAUCCAAGACAGAGAACACGGGGUUUUAUUUUAUUUGAAGCGUCUGUUUAGGUACUUAGUAGUACUGUAUUUCAUGACUGUUAGCGUUCCCAGAGCCGCCGCUGACUUAUUACUGGCCGCAGCGCCUUCUGUUUGUGUCUCAUCACUGGGACGUAUGUGCUGUUACUAGGUGCAGUGGAAGACUGUUAUUUUGUAGCCUCGGCUGGGUCCUAAUAUAUCAAAGGUAAAAAGCGAAAUGAUCCAACGUUUGGAGAGAUGACCCUCACGGGUUCCAUAUCAUGUACGAGGGACUGCGGAGACGUUCCUGCUCCAUCACACGACCAUUACUAUUGUAAGAUGCUUUGUAAGAUCCACAUUUACAGAAUAAUAAAGUCAAUUCAAAAGAAA
Pseudophryne corroboree (corroboree frog) is the source of this 10237-nucleotide messenger RNA. RefSeq names its product NACC family member 2 (gene NACC2). The transcript is spliced from 6 exons. Lineage: Eukaryota; Metazoa; Chordata; Amphibia; Anura; Myobatrachidae. Gene Ontology annotation, molecular function: DNA-binding transcription factor activity, RNA polymerase II-specific; RNA polymerase II cis-regulatory region sequence-specific DNA binding; protein binding. The record is from RefSeq and is a predicted model, not a curated record. Gene Ontology annotation, biological process: regulation of transcription by RNA polymerase II. The coding region runs from base 771 to 2519 and encodes 582 amino acids.